Messenger RNA from Annulohypoxylon maeteangense, 5874 nucleotides. Its product is annotated as phospholipase D. NCBI's taxonomy places the organism in Eukaryota, Fungi, Ascomycota, Sordariomycetes, Xylariales, Hypoxylaceae. Bases 346 to 5781 code for a protein of 1811 amino acids. Gene Ontology annotation, biological process: cell motility. The record is from RefSeq and is a predicted model, not a curated record. Gene Ontology annotation, molecular function: catalytic activity. The transcript has a single exon.
AGCAGAUCUCCCUACCUAUGGUCUUACGUAGAAAUAGGGAACCGCGACUGACUUUCUAAUUAUUGUAAUUAUUAAUUAUUCGACUCCCUUUUAUCUUACGACGUUUCAACCUUUAACCUUACAUACUACAUGCAUACUACUGAGACUCAAAACUAACGACUUACCUCAUUUUUUUUUUUGGCUUGUCUCCCCUAUAAGAAUGGCAAUGCUAUGCAAGUGAGAGAAUACCGUCAGAUUGCAGGGAAGUCUGGAUCUUCCGUCGAAUCGGUAGACCUAGACUGAACUCGAGGUGCAAUAUAAGCAUCGCGUCCUCUAAUAUUGGAAAUCAUUGACUUUAUAAGGAAUAUGUCUACUCUGGACCACGACGAUUCUGUCUCAUCUACGACAUGGAACCCUCGAACUUCUUCUCUACUACACACACGCCUCAACCCACCAUCCUCUGCAUCUCCUACUACGAACGAUCCCCUACCACCUCCUGAUGCCACUUCUUCCCAUUCUCCCUCUCCCGCCAGGUCGGACUCCGAGCAACCGACUGAUUAUCUCAAUGGAGGACGGCCGCACGAUAACGCCUCCCCCAUUGGCGCCACCUCAUCCUCAUUUCUGGGCCAACCGACGGUUUUGCGAUCUCCAUCACCCCUGAGGAAUUCCGAGGUCCAAGUAUCGGAAAGAGAUGCUGCCGCACAUGAAGAGCCGACCUCUCCUGGACGACGUAGUGUACAAUUUGCUCGCGCCGACGUUGUAGUUGACCCUCCACGCCAACAUGUUAGACAUGGAUCAUGGGACGAAGGGGACCCGAGAAACAGAUCUCGCAGCGAGAGGUGGAUUUCAAAACUAAGAUCAACGUUGGGUAACUCGGGGACCAUACAGCCACCCCGGUCUCCAGGAGUCCCUGAACAGACAUCCUAUUCGGUUAACGCGUCUCCCGUCGCAGGCAGAUCCUACCGUGUUCCCGAUACUUUAGAUGAGGAGGAGGGAAGUGAUGCCGAUGUGGAGGCGAGCGCUGACGAAGGUCAUGAUAGAGACGCACCUAAGAGUAAAAGGAGGAGAAUGCGACGUCGCCUUAAGCAGUUAGAAAUGUUCACCGCCCCGAGCUCUCCCAGGCCCCCCGAUGACCUCGAUUCUCCGAGACCAAGCCGCCUCAAUACCAUGGUCAGACGCUCGACGAUGCCCGAACCCGCUGAGCAUCGUGGUGGUAUGUCUGAGGGAGAGGGUCGCGACCACUUAACGGGUCGAAGGCCUACGUGGACGCGUGGCAGUUCGUGGAUUGGUUCGCCACGGGCCGGAAAUCCCUCGACUGAAGAUGCCGAGAACGUGCAACCCCGUACCCCUGGCCACCGGCGCCGCAUCUCUGAGAUGUUUGGCGCAGGUGGGACGUCUGAUGGCGGUGACUGGUUAGCAACACCGAGACGUCCGUUCUUGGGUGCCGAUCGGGCUGCAACGUUUGGUGUGCAAAGGUGGAAACAGGUAAAGCACACGCUGAAAAUGUUAGGGAAGAGGAAGACAGACCAAUUUGAUUUUUACAAGUCCGCCGAACUCAUGGCCGAAUUGCGAGCCGUGACGCCGGCCGUUGUCAUACUUGCUAGUAUGCUGCAGAGAGAUGAACAUGGGAACAAACGCAUACCAGUCCUCCUAGAACAACUAAAUCUACGAGUUGUAGACAGCCGUCCUGAAGAUAGCACCAGUGAAAGACACACCAUAUUUACGAUCGCUCUGGAGUACGGGAGUGGAUUGAGCCGAAUGAGAUGGACUGUCACUCGUAGCGUUAGGGAGAUCUGGAACAUCCAUUGGAAGUACAGGCUUUCUCUGAAGAAUGAUAUCUCACUUCAAACUACCACGAAUCAACGGAAUCGUCCAAAGCAGCCUCGAUUUCCACGAAAAGCAUUUCCUUAUCUGAGAACUUACCAAAACCUAGAGGAGUCCGAUGAUGAAGAGAAGCCACCAGGAACCAGGGCUGACGAGACAGUUGCUGAGGGUACUGCGGGAGAAGGGACUGCCGCCGAAGGCACGGCUAGUGAUAAUGAUAGACGGCCGAACGCUCACAGGAAGAGGUCACGUAUCAACACAUUUUUGCCACGACGGCAAUCUUCGGGGCUUGGGGAAAACGGCGAAACGUCACUGGCUAGUAUCCAGAAUUCCGCUGCCUUGAAGAAGAAAUACAUCGAGCGGCAGAGGAAAACUCUAGAAAAAUACCUGCAGGAGAUGGUGCACUGGCUCAUGUUCCGUGCUGACAGUAAUCGUCUUUGCAAAUUCUUAGAGCUCUCUGCUCUCGGCGUGCGGUUGGCUGCGGAGGGUAGCUUUCAUGGGAAGGAAUGCUACCUGCACAUACAAUCAACCAAAGGUAUUGACUUCAGGCGAGUGCUUAGUCCGCAAAAAGUCAUAGCACGUCACAGUCGUAAAUGGUUUCUUGUGAGGCAGAAUUAUGUCGCAGUCGUCGAGUCGCCGGCAACUAUGAAUAUAUACGAUGUCUACCUCGUGGACCCUCUGUUCCGUGUCGUAUCCAAGAAAAAUACCCUCAAGAGAUUUGGCGCGAAAUUGAAAGUUGAGGUGGAAAGAGGAGGAGGUGAUAACGAUGAUAAUCAUCUCACCGAUGACGAGUCUCGCGGGAAACAUCACACCCUGAAGCUAUAUUCCGCAGAUCGGAAGAUCAAGUUGUUCUCCCGCAAUCAGACAGUACUACGUCAGUUCGAAGAGUCUGUCGUCGACAUGUUGAAGCAGACUCAGUGGCAUGAGCGUCACCGAUUUGAUAGCUUCGCCCCCGUACGAAAAGCGGCAUUUGCUCAGUGGUUGGUCGACGGACGAGAUUACAUGUGGAAUGUCUCUCGUGCCAUAAGUAUGGCACAAGAUGUCAUCUACAUCCACGAUUGGUGGUUGAGCCCUGAGCUAUACAUGCGGCGACCAGCCUGCAUUAGCCAGAAGUGGCGUCUGGACCGUCUACUUCAGAGGAAAGCCAGAGAAGGCGUGAAGGUAUUUAUCAUCAUAUAUCGAAACGUGGAACAGGCCAUACCGAUAGACUCGGAGUACACGAAGUUCUCGCUUCUUAACCUCCACGAUAAUAUUCUUGUCUUGAGAUCACCAAAUCAAUUGAAGAAAAACCAGUUUUUCUACGCACACCACGAGAAGGUUUGUAUUGUCGACCAUGACGUGGCUUUCCUCGGUGGCAUCGAUCUUUGUUUUGGCCGGUGGGAUAACCCGCAACACCCAAUCACGGACGAUCGACCAACGGGUAUGGAACCGGACGGGGACCGCCCCCGUGAUGCAGAGCACUGCCAACUUUUCCCCGGCAAGGAUUACUCGAACCCGCGCGUCCUUGACUUCUUCAAGCUCAAUGAGCCUUACGAGGAGAUGUAUGACAGGAGCAAGGUCCCGAGGAUGCCCUGGCAUGAUAUUGCUAUGCAAGUUGUUGGCCAGCCGGCCCGUGAUCUCACUCGUCAUUUUGUACAGCGAUGGAAUUACUUACGACGUGAGCGGAAGCCCACUCGGCCGACGCCGUUCUUGCUUCCUCCCCCAGACGCCAAUCCAGUUGAUCUCGAGGCUCUCGGACUUUCCGGAACGUGCGAGGUCCAGAUCCUGCGUUCGGCGGGCGAUUGGUCCCUGGGAUACCCGAAAGACUUGAGGGAACAUAGUAUACAGUCAGCAUACGUGAAGCUUAUCGAAGAAUCCGAGCACUUCGUUUACAUGGAAAACCAAUUCUUCAUUACGAGCACCGAGACAAUGAACACAAGAGUGGUAAAUCGCAUCGGCGAUGCCCUUGUCGAGCGCAUCAUCAGAGCUCACGAGAAGGACGAAGAAUGGCGGUGUUGUAUUCUGAUUCCCCUUAUGCCCGGUUUCCAAAACACAGUAGAUCAGGCAGAAGGGAGCAGCGUACGUUUAAUUAUGCAAUUCCAGUACCGAAGCAUCUGCAGGGGGCCGAACUCGAUCUUUGGCCGUUUACAAGCAGUGGGCAUAGAGCCGGAAGACUAUAUCUCGUUCUUCAGCCUGAGACAGUGGGGCCAAAUCGGCGCUCAUAGUCAACUGGUAACGGAGCAACUAUAUAUCCAUGCUAAAACUAUCAUCGUGGAUGAUCGCGUGGUCCUGAUAGGAUCGGCCAAUAUCAACGAGAGGUCAAUGUUGGGAAACCGGGACUCGGAGGUUGCCGCUAUCGUUCGAGAUACUGAUAUGAUGUGGUCGACGAUGGCUGGCGAAACUUACCGAGUCGGUCGGUUUGCCCACACCCUUCGUAUGAGGCUGAUGAGGGAACAUCUUGGGCUUGAUGUAGAUGAGAUAACAGAAGAGGAGAGACAAGCAGAGCUCAGUGCGGAAGCGAAUUUCGAGGCUGAAAUGAGUCAAAUAUAUGGAGAUGAUGAUGAAGGCCCGACCGUAGCUAAUGCGGGACCGAGUACAUUCCACCGGGCGACAAGUUUUAACCAUGAUGUCGCCACGGAAGAACGUGGUCGCUCAUCUUCCGCCUCAUCCUCGCCGUCCUCCUCAUCCAGUUCGAGAGGCAAGUCGCCAGAACGUGACCCCCGGAUACACGGAAAUGAGAAACAUGAUAGGGACGUUGAGGGCUAUGGCCCGGAUCAUUGGAAAGCAGCGCAAGCCAAAGGGAUUGAUUUGGGGAAUGAUUCUGCUGUUAUUAAUGGACACGAGGUCCUUGUUCACAGAGCUGGCCAUUCUAAUAUACCGGACACAAAACCCGGUGAACCGCAUCCAGAAAGCUCUUCCAAAGGUUCAUCUCAACGUGAUCUUGGCAAGGGCAAUGAAGAACUUCCCCCGGUCCGGCUGGACCCUCCAGCCAGGCCACAGUUACCACAGCAUGGACAACUUUCACCAUUACCGGUGCUGGAUGAUACUGAUAUAGGGGGUCCCCCAAUGCGCCUAGACGAGUUCGGGAAGCCUACGAAUGAGCCACUGAACCUCCUGGUUGCAGAUAUUGUGCCCGCUCGAGUCGACAAGGACUGUAUGCGCGACCCAGUUAACCCUGCGUUUUGGGAUGAUAUCUGGACGAGGGUUGCAUCGAAUAACACCAAGUUGUAUCGCCGAGUUUUUAGAUGUAUGCCUGACAGUGAUGUAACUACAUGGAAGGAAUAUAACGAAUUUGAGGACUAUGCGCGUCGAUUCAAAGAAGGUAUGGCGGGUUUUAGGAACGACGAAUCUGAAAUCAGUCCCCAAAUGAGUCACCUUGGUGGAGCGGCAGCAGGCAUUGCAGCAUCCGCUGCGGCACAAGGAACUCCUGGAACUUCCGAGAAGCUUCAGAUUGACCAGCACAACGAGAACAAUCCAAAGGUUAUCAUAUCCAACGGAAACACAGGUGCCCUGAACGAAAAGAUGUCCAUGUCUGAAGGCGGCCAUGUUCCGGAGAGCGCGAGAUCUGAUCUCGGCGUCGAGGCGGAAAAGGUUCCUACGAAGAAUUCUAUCGAACCACCUUCGCCAGUACAACCCGCCGGAGAUAUUCCGUUCCCAUCAUACGAUGGCCAAGUUGACACCGCGCACUUGGAUCCUCAAAGCGAGAAACGAGACCGGAGGGCGACAUUCUCGUCAUGUGAGAAACCAGCACCGGAAUCCGGAACCACGACAAAUCCCUAUAAUCACAACUCGACGAGACGUCGCCGACGAGCCACUACUAAGGGUAGUCGACGAGGGCCCGUCUUCCCGUAUGAGCUUCUCAGCCGCGAUGAGGCAGAUGAGCUUUGUGGUAUGAUCCAAGGAACACUUGUUCAAUUCCCCUAUGACUGGCUUGAAGCCGAGGAGAAGGAUAACCACUGGCUAUACCAAGCCGAUUUGCUGGCACCUAAGGAAAUCUAGUACGUUCUAAUUUGCGCUUCCCCUAAUAAGUUUGGAGAACGCCGUCCAAGUAACUAACCCAGACUCAUAGUGACUAAAAUGCCCCUUCCAUUC